AUGGAAAAUUUCUAUAAAAGUAAUGAUGUCAUUUUUUUUUUUCAUAUUCAAGCUUCCAAUGGCGGAACCCCUCCUAAAGAUGCGGACAGCCAUCAAAUAGUGACAGAACAGGUGUCACGUGAGCUGUUCAUCAGUAUGCUUACCUUCUCAAUCAUCGGGAUCGUCAUCGCGAUCUGCUUCCUGUUCUUUAACAUCUUCUAUCGGGACGAGAAAUUGAUAAAGAUGUCGAGUCCGAACAUGAACAACAUCAUUAUAGGAGGUUGUAUUCUUACAUACAUCACAGCUAUUAUACUAGGUGUUGAUAUAGGCCUACUCGAUCAAAAUGGUCUUAAAGUCAUAUGCCAGGCGAGGACGUGGAUAUUUUCUAUAGGAUUUACGCUGUCCUUUGGAGCAAUGUUCUCAAAAACAUGGAGGGUAUAUAGCAUAUUCACGAAUAAGAAACUUCAGAAAAGGGUGAUUAAGGACUAUCGUCUAUUUGCUAUGGUGGGCAUCCUCCUACUCAUCGACAUCAUCGUCCUAAUGGUAUGGCAGAUCAUUGACCCUCUACAAGUUCAAGUAAAGAUCAUUGAAGUCAGAGCUGAUCCAGAUAGACCGAAUCUAAUCUUCAAAACAGAACAGCACACGUGCGACAGUAAUUUUGAGCAGUAUUUUAUCUGGACGCUUUUUAUCUACAAAGGUCUUCUGCUCAUUUUCGGUACCUUUAUCACGUGGCAGACGAGAAACGUGAGUAUUCCUGCCUUGAACGAUAGCCGGUAUAUUGGGGUAUCGAUCUACACCGUAGUUAUUUUCAGCGCGCUAGGUGUGCCUCUCUCCUUCCUAUUAGCCGAGAAUAGCAGCUAUAGCUACGCCAUCAUAGCCGGGCUUAUCCUCUUCUGUACAACACUAACCCUCGCUCUGCUCUUUCUGCCAAAAGUCUUCAGCAUAAUUCACGGCUACGCCCCGGAAGAAGUUGGGAGUCGGGUCAUGUCAAAUGUCAACGGUCGUCCCGCUUACUCAUCGGGUUUCCGAAACGGUCCCGGAGGCAGCCGAUCGCAGAAAAAGAGCACGCUAUUGGCCGCCGAAACUAGCCAAACAGCGGCAGAUAGAGAAAGAACUUCAGAAGCUCAGAUCGCUGUGUGAUGCAGCUUAGAAUUAUCAAAAUUAAGAAUUAACAUAUUGACAUUAUUUCAGACUGACAGUUCGCCAUUUUUGUUUGUUGUGUAAUUGACUUCACCGACAUGCAUGGAUAAUGGAUGUUGUUAUUCUAUUCAUAAUGAUCGACUUUAUAUACCGACGACUAUACCAGAAAGUAGCUCUCGUCACCCUACGCAUUUCAAUGAAAAUGGGAAGCUGAAGAUUAAUCGCAGAUGGACGAGCAAAAUGAUACCAAUCACCAAGCAUGCCAGGAACACGUGUUGAUUCGAAAGUUAGUUAGAUAUGUCACUUGAUUCAUCCUAUUUAAAACAAUAUCUGGAUACAUGAUCAGGUGUUUGUUAUUGGAAGAUGUAAGGCCUACAUUAGAAAUAUGAACGCUAUGGCCCAAAACAAUCAAACAUUAGCGAGGAGAAGUUGCGUGAGAUACUGUUGGAAAGAUCAGAAUAUUGAGAUGGAGAUUCGAUCAGUCGAGCGCCCAUUUACAACUGAAGCACUGAUUACAUGGAGAGUUUGUAGGCAGCAAGGGCUUAAUUUUGAAGGUUUGAAAUUAUAACUACAAAUGGCUUGUAUAUAUGGUUUAGACGGAGGGAGUGAAAAGGAGAACAAAAUAUGUUAAGUGGUGAGGUCCUCGAAAGGUCUUUCAUCAAGAACCUUAACUUCACCAAGUUGUUCAGGAUUCAUGCGUAAUAUUGUUUUUCGAACUUACCGAAGAGUUUGAGAACCAUCGUUUGUCAAGAGACCCCCUUCGAUUUGCCAACGCAAAGAAGCACCGAGCCAAAAGACUUGACAAUAUUGCUCGGAUGCACUUCGUCACAACCCAGCAUACGGAUCAGAGAGGCCAUUGCAAGCACCUGCAUUUUGGAGAUUCUAUAGAAAUCUUGCAACAGUGGGCACAAUGUUACAGUAAAAAAGUAAAACGAAUGCUGUUAGUUGACUGCGUUGAACCGGUGAAGAAUUUGAGCAAUACGAUUAUCGCAUUUACCUAUUCAAAAGUCUCAAACCGGAAGUUAUAUUGACCGCUUCAAACGUUUACCUAUAUGUACCCUCUUUUCGUCUCUCAUGUCCGAAAAGCAGUAUGUCACUCGCCCAUCUAUAAUCAAGUUGUUCAAGCUCUCCUCAACCAUGUCAACAAUUGCUAUUGGAUAGGUAAUCAUGGUGAUGCUGAAAGCGAAGGGAUAUGAUGCUGGAAACCGUCGGAUUGUUAGUGAUCUCACUACAAUUUCCUGAUUUAAAAUGUCAUGUAGUUUUCUGUUUCACUGGUACUUGAAUUAUUUCGAGCGCAGAGAGCUUGGAAAUCCCAGCACCGAAGGAUUCCAGAUCACUGUUUACAUUAGUGUAGCUUAAGAAAGAAAUUCAUAUCGCAAUGAUUUUAUCGGCAUGGACCUCGGAAGAAAUCCUGUGCAAAGAUACAAAGACAAGACCUAAAUCUGCAUGGAACAAUAAAAUGGAUGAACCCCACCAACGUUCAAUUUGAUGACUACCGUGAAUAUCAAUUACCCCAAACGACUUUGAAAUAUUCAUAUUUGUGAAUUGUCUUGAAGUGCGUAAGAGUAUACCCAUUAGCUGCACGAUAAUGGCGCCAUGAAUUUUGAGCUUGUUAUUGUCCGCAGCCUAUUAUUUUAGGCUGUUAUUUCUGCGAUGUACUAUUGGAACAACUGAACAAAGUGGUUGAUUAAACAUCAACAAAGAAAAAUAAUAAUUGAUAGUACUAUCGUCGUCCCUUGUGUAUCAAGAACUUCAUUGAACUGUUGAAUCUAAAUCUAUUCCAAUUUGAAUCGAUUAAUGAUUUAAACAUAUGAAUAUUCUGAGCUGAUAAUUAGGAACAUGCUGAUCGUUUCAUAGUGCUGUUGUGGAAAAGUGACGCCGAGAUUAUUGUAGAAUGCUACUGGCUAUAUACCCCCAUAGCGCAUGAUACGCGCUGCAAAUAAUCUCUUGCGUCGCAUAGAUAUCAAAUUCGUGAAAAAUAGACUGAAAAGACAUUCAGGCUGGUUAUGAUGGCCAAAAAAGAACUGCAUGUUCAAAGAGUAUGUUAGUUAAGCAAUUUAUAUAAAUAUGUUCAUUUAGAUAAUUAUGUUAACAUUCAUCAUAUUUCCACGUGUUCGCUUACAUUGCGUCAGCUUGAUCAAUGUGAACUGGACUUUCGGAAAUAUUCUUCAUGGAGAUGGACCUUUUUACUUGAAGUGAAUAAAUCUAAAGGAAAUUGCAAAUUAUGUUUUCUUAUUCCACAACAAUGAAUGAGCAUUCGUGUUGCCUCAACAGGUUCCAGCCUAGUGACUCUGUGAUAAGCUUGGAGUACAUGGUGGUUGGUUGGAAUUGUACGAGGUCAGGGCGAUAAGGCCUUGUACACUGUUGUAACUAAGAGUAAAAUCCUCAUUUAUAUCCUUUGUCGCGUAUGGAGAAUAGUUUGGAACGCCAAGAUCAUAAAACCUUCUGUUAAGUGUUUCUUUUUUGUUUAUUGAUAAGUUUUCCUAAAACACAUAUUUUUGAAAAUAUUCUACUGUUUUCGGUGCUUGAGAUAAUUUCAGAAAAAACAAUAUUUUUUAUCAGCUCAUGGUAUUGUCAUAGCUUGUUCCUUGUAGAUUGUGAAUGAUUUCAUGGACCC
Lytechinus pictus (painted urchin) is the source of this 3736-nucleotide messenger RNA. RefSeq names its product gamma-aminobutyric acid type B receptor subunit 2-like. The transcript has 7 exons. Gene Ontology annotation, molecular function: G protein-coupled GABA receptor activity. Gene Ontology annotation, cellular component: membrane; G protein-coupled receptor heterodimeric complex. The record is from RefSeq and is a predicted model, not a curated record. Lineage: Eukaryota; Metazoa; Echinodermata; Echinoidea; Temnopleuroida; Toxopneustidae. The coding region runs from base 1 to 1119 and encodes 372 amino acids. Gene Ontology annotation, biological process: gamma-aminobutyric acid signaling pathway; G protein-coupled receptor signaling pathway.